GUGUAUUUACUCUUAAAGGUCUAUCGAGUAGGUUCACCACAGCUUAUCUAACUCUCGCUAAUGAUCUACCUGAGUGUGGUACCGCAACCGAAAAGGAUAGUAGAACAGAGAGGUUAGGAGAUGGUACACUCCGGACUACCUACGCCCAAA
Perkinsus marinus ATCC 50983 is the source of this 150-nucleotide messenger RNA. RefSeq lists its product as hypothetical. The transcript has a single exon. The record is from RefSeq and is a predicted model, not a curated record. NCBI's taxonomy places the organism in Eukaryota, Perkinsozoa, Perkinsida, Perkinsidae. The annotation marks the transcript as partial.